Molecule: messenger RNA, 1850 nt
Organism: Notolabrus celidotus (New Zealand spotty)
Lineage: Eukaryota; Metazoa; Chordata; Actinopteri; Labriformes; Labridae
Gene: psmb11a
Product: proteasome 20S subunit beta 11a
Exons: 2
Coding region: 789-1547 (252 amino acids)
Cellular component (GO): proteasome core complex
Molecular function (GO): threonine-type endopeptidase activity
Source: RefSeq, a predicted model, not a curated record
CACAGCAGCAGGUCUGAUCGGGUCAGAGCACCAGAUCUGGUUUUAGCGGGCUCCAACUCAAACUCUCUCCUGAACCUCGAGUGGAACAGGGGCAUGCAGAGGAAGUCAUACCUGAACCCCAGAGGAAGAAAAUGCAUCGUUCAUUAAACAGCGAGAUCAUUUAAAAUAUCAAAGCACAUGAAAAACACAACCAUAUUUAUAUUGAAUCAACCAAGCACGUGUGUUUUAACAGAGCAGACUGGAAGAGUUUCACUAACUGAGCAAACCAGAGACAAACAUCAUUGUGUUUGGCACGUGCUGGUAAUUUACCGGCUAGCUUAGCAUCAUCAGACAGUCAUUAUGCUAGCUGAGACAUAAACCCUGGAUAUACUAGAAACCAGCUCUGUACGCCUGAUUUUAUUAUAACAACAAGUUCAAGAGUGCAGCUCCGUCCUCACCCGAGUUUAGCGACCGCGGCCAACGUGUCUGCUACCUCCGGCACACAGUUCAAGUCUCUCCCGCAGGACACUCUGCCUCCCGUGCUGGCGGACGCCAUGAUUUUAGCCGACUGCUCUGAUUGACUGAACAUCUACUCCUGCUUCUGAUGAAACUGACGCCAUGUUGGAUCUACACAGACAUGCGCGCUCAUUGGCCGGCAAGGUACCGAGGAGCCAAAAUGGCAACAGGAGUACUUCAGUUGAAGUUCGCAUUCAUCCAUUCAGAAGACGGACUAUUACAACUUUGGAACAAGGACUCCAAAAACAUCGAGGAGCAAUUAUGAGAUCCCACUGCAUUUCUUUAUACCUGCGAUGUCAAACUCUUUUUCUUUCAACCACAGACUCCCCUUCUCCCCGAAACAUUCAGAGACAGUCAGCAGGCCUUUCCCUCUGUGUCAUGGAACAACUACUCUGGGUUUCAUCUUUCAAGGUGGGGUCAUUGCAGCUGCAGACACUCGUGCCAGUGCUGGGGGGCUUGUUGCAUGCCCAUUUGUUAACAAGAUUAGCCCUAUUCACUCCCACUUAGUUGUCACCUCUUCAGGGAGCGGUGCGGACUGCAUGCUGUGGGAGAGGAUUCUAACCAGAGAGAUCAGACUCUACCAACUGCGGCACAGACAUCGUCUCUCAAUUAGUGGUACUGCCAAGCUUCUGUCAUUUAUGCUGCACCCCUUCAAAGGGACAAAUGUGUGUGUGGCUCUCACACUGUGUGGCUGGGAUAAAGAAGUUGCUACAUCCUCAAACAGUGGUCCAAAGGUGAUAUAUGUGUGCAGUGAUGGAGCUCGACUGCAGGGGGACAUCUUCUCUGUGGGCUCGGGCUCUCCUUAUGCUUAUGGAGUCCUGGAUGGAGAGCUGAAGUGGAGUCUGAGUGAAGAAGAGGCUAUCUCCCUGGCAAGAGAAGCGGUGUUCAGAGCCACUCACAGGGAUGCUUACUCAGGGAACAAUGUGGACCUCUUCCAUGUCACAUCUCAGGGAUGGAGCCAAAGGAAAAGAGAGGACCUUAAAGAGGAAUACUAUAGAGACAUUAAGAGGAGGGAGAAGAUGGUCGAGGAAAGGAAAAGACUGAUCAAAUAAGAUGCUUCAGGAUGAGAAAAAAUGGGGGUCCUAAUCCAGAAAAAUACAGUAAGAUCAUUUACAGAAUGUAUUUAUCUAUAUUUGCCACCUGGAAGUAUUUUAUUCAUUAUUCUUGCGAAGACUUUGUUGUUCACAUUUUUGUAGCUCUGAAGCUGUUUCAAGACAAAGGAGUGAAAGCACUGCUGCAGCUUUAUAUACGUUACAGGUGCUCCUUAGACACCUCAGGGUUGUUGUGACUCCUUCAUGCUGUUAAUUACAGUGGCCCUGAAGGCCAAUAGUAAUAAAUAUUUAAAAAGCGCAAAA